Molecule: messenger RNA, 1165 nt
Organism: Eurypyga helias (sunbittern)
Lineage: Eukaryota; Metazoa; Chordata; Aves; Eurypygiformes; Eurypygidae
Product: ankyrin repeat domain-containing protein 27-like
Exons: 8
Biological process (GO): early endosome to late endosome transport; neuron projection morphogenesis
Cellular component (GO): plasma membrane; late endosome; transport vesicle
Molecular function (GO): guanyl-nucleotide exchange factor activity; SNARE binding
Source: RefSeq, a predicted model, not a curated record
GAGGACUUGCUUUUUCUGCCAGGUACGUUAUCUCCUGGAAUGGGUGGAAGAAGACUUAGAAGAUGAGGACGACACAGUUGGUACAUCAAAACAGGAAUUCUGCCAUCCCUUAUGCCAGUGCUCAAAAUGUGGGCCAGCACAAAAGAAAUUUGCAAGGAUCUCCGCAAAUGGACUUGGGGUAAACGUUUCCAACCAAGAUGGGUUUACACCAUUGCACAUGGCUGCAUUGUAUGGACACGCCGAACUUGUCUCUCUCUUGUUGAAACACGGAGCCAGUAUCAGUGCCAAGAAUGCCAAACACGCCGAAGCUCUUCAUUUAGCCUGCCAGAAAGGUCACUUCCAGGUGGUGAAGUGUCUGAUGGAUUGCAAUGCUAAACAAAAUAAAAAGGAUAUCUAUGGAAAUACUCCUUUAAUUUAUGCAUGCUUGAAUGGUCAGUAUGAGACUACUGCCUUGUUGAUACAGCACGGAGCCUCUGUUAACCUCUCUAAUGCCAAAGGGAAUACGGCGCUGCACGAGGCCGUGACAGGAAAGAAUGAAGCCCUGGUAGGCUUGCUGCUUCAGAACGGUGCCUUGACGCACAUCAGGAACGAAAGGAACUGUACCCCCGCGGACUGCGCCGAGCCGAAUUCAAAUAUCAGUAAGUUGCUGGAAACAGCACCAAGCUAUGUACCUACAUCAGCAGAGAGAGACAAGGAGUGUGAGCAGCAUACUACUAUCAAGAUAAGAAAAAAAGUGAAUUCUAAGCCAUGUGAGAAAGCCGAUGAUCCCACAGGCAGACAACUUCAGCUGGUCCAGUCCAUCAACAGAUUUAACAAAGCAAAACAUUUACGGAGAACAAUAACAAGAGAUAAAAGUGUCCCUAAUUUUGACUAUCAGUUACUGCAUCAGUUAGCAAUUAAGAGCUUUGAUAAAACCAAGCUAAAAUCUGUCGAAACGCUGGACAAGAGCGAAGUUAAGAUUACUGACACAGGAUGCAGCGGUGAGUGUGUGAAACGUGACGACGUGAUGGAAGUUCCUCACAGGAGUAAAUUAAUGCACCGAAGACAUACAGUCAACGUGCCACUGCCAGCAGAGCAUGCCAGCGCUGACGGCUCAUCCAGCCCUCAAAACGCAAGUAUUUCACAAUCAAGAGACUGCUGCGAGGAUCUGCUCUCAAAACACUGA